This is a messenger RNA of Choloepus didactylus (southern two-toed sloth), 647 nucleotides long. RefSeq names its product hemoglobin subunit beta (gene HBB). The transcript has 3 exons. Lineage: Eukaryota; Metazoa; Chordata; Mammalia; Pilosa; Megalonychidae. Gene Ontology annotation, molecular function: heme binding; haptoglobin binding; oxygen binding. Gene Ontology annotation, cellular component: hemoglobin complex; haptoglobin-hemoglobin complex; blood microparticle. The record is from RefSeq and is a predicted model, not a curated record. Gene Ontology annotation, biological process: oxygen transport; hydrogen peroxide catabolic process. The coding region runs from base 71 to 514 and encodes 147 amino acids.
GAAGGGCCUGCUGCUGCUUACGCUUGCUUCUGACACAACUGUGCUCACUAGCAACCACAAAACAGACACCAUGGUGCACCUGACUGAUGAUGAGAAGGCUGCUGUCUCCGCCCUGUGGGGCAAGGUGGAUGUGGAACAAGUUGGUGGCGAAGCCCUGGGCAGGCUGCUGGUCGUGUACCCCUGGACCCAGAGGUUCUUUGAACACUUUGGGGACUUGUCCACUGCUGAUGCUGUGUUUUCCAAUCCUAAAGUGAAGGCCCAUGGCAAGAAGGUGUUGACCUCCUUUAGUGAGGGUCUGAAGCACCUGGACAAUCUCAAGGACACCUAUGCUCAUCUGAGUGAGCUGCACUGUGACAAGCUGCACGUGGAUCCUGAAAAUUUCAAGCUCCUGGGUAACGUACUGGUGAUUGUGCUGGCCCACCACUUUGGAAAGGAAUUCACUGUGCCGUUGCAGGCUGCCUAUCAGAAGGUGGUGACUGGUGUGGCUAAUGCCCUGGCCCACAGGUACCACUGAGCACCCCUUUCUGCUUUCCAGUUCCUGAAAAAGGUCCCUUUGUCCUCAGAGCCCAACUACUGAACAUGGAGAAAUAGUUAAAGGCCUUGGGAAUCUGGCUUCUGCCUAAUAAAGAACAUGUAUUUUCAUUGCA